Messenger RNA from Tetrapisispora phaffii CBS 4417, 498 nucleotides. It is a transcript of the gene VPR1, whose product is annotated as Vpr1p. NCBI's taxonomy places the organism in Eukaryota, Fungi, Ascomycota, Saccharomycetes, Saccharomycetales, Saccharomycetaceae. Bases 1 to 498 code for a protein of 165 amino acids. The record is from RefSeq and is a predicted model, not a curated record. The transcript has a single exon.
AUGAAGUCAAGGUUGAUAAUUGACCACAAGAGGUUGGUGAGUCAUUUGGAUUCAAGGAAAAAGAAUAAGAAAGCUAUUUCUGAAUUACUAGCUACAAAAAAAAAGUACAAUAAAACAUAUUCUAAACUCAAAUUGAAUAAUAAUUUCCAUAAUUUUAAAUGUAGUAGUGCUUCUGUCUCAGAUUUGAGAUUGUCGAUCAAUAAAUUUAACAUGUUAUUGAAAGCAUCUUCCAAUAAAUAUGAUGAAAUUCAUGACAUUAAUUCAAUUGAAAAACUAUCGCAAAAUGAAUUCAUUGUUACCACAAUUGACAGUAAGACAUUAAUUUUACAUUCAAAUGAAAAAAAUGUUGUUAAUUCAAAUAAUUAUACUUUGAAAUACCAACAGGUUGCUAUAAAUUCGAAAUAUUAUUUAUCUUUAUAUAAUGAUUUAAAUUGGUAUUUGGAUUGGAAAUUUUAUGACAAAAUAAAAACAUUACUUAAGGCAUACAUACAUACAUAA